AUGGAGAUUGAGAGAGAAUUCCAAGUAGGCCUAUCUAGAUCCAUAAUGACAAUUCACAAAGCAAGUCCUCUAGGUUUCAUCACACUAGUGAUGGUAAUACUAGUGGUGGGUUCUGAUGCUGGGGGAAUCGCGAUCUAUUGGGGACAGAAUGGAAAUGAAGGCACCCUGGCUGAAACUUGUGCCACGGAGAACUAUCGUUUUGUGAACUUAGCAUUUCUUUCAACAUUUGGCAAUGGCCAGACUCCCAUGAUCAACCUAGCAGGUCACUGUGAUCCAUAUAGUAAUGGCUGCACUGGUUUAAGCUCGGAUAUAAAAUCGUGUCAAGCAAAAGGAAUCAAGGUAAUGCUUUCUAUUGGAGGAGGGGCUGGAAGCUAUUCCCUUGCCUCUUCCGCAGAUGCCAGACAAGUCGCGACUUACCUUUGGAACAACUUUUUGGGCGGCCAGUCCUCCUCUCGGCCACUUGGUGAGGCUGUUUUGGAUGGAAUUGACUUUGACAUCGAAGGAGGAACAAGCCAACACUGGGAUGAGCUUGCUAGGUACCUUUCAGGAUACAGCAAGAGAGGUAAGAAGGUUUAUUUAACUGCAGCUCCCCAAUGCCCAUUUCCUGAUGCUUGGGUUGGAGGUGCCUUAGAGACAGGUCUCUUUGAUUAUGUUUGGGUUCAAUUCUACAAUAAUCCUCCUUGUCAGUACUCUUCUGGAGCUGUUGCUGAUCUUGAAGAUUCAUGGAAGCAGUGGACUUCAGCUAUUCCGGCUACAAAAAUUUUCCUAGGAUUACCUGCUGCUCCUGAUGCAGCUGGAAGUGGCUUCAUUCCCGUACCUGAUCUCACUUCACAAGUUCUUCCAGCCAUUAAGGAUUCUGCCAAGUAUGGAGGGGUGAUGCUAUGGUCCAAGUACUACGAUGAUCAAACUGGUUAUAGUGCAUCCAUCAAAAGCCAUGUCUAA
Molecule: messenger RNA, 942 nt
Organism: Ilex paraguariensis (yerba mate)
Lineage: Eukaryota; Viridiplantae; Streptophyta; Magnoliopsida; Aquifoliales; Aquifoliaceae
Source: the annotation of a GenBank genome assembly